AUGUAUAUAUCUGACAGGCAAGAUGGCUACUACGGCAGGAGUGGCAGGACCACACAGGCCAACACACCAGCAGGAAAACCUCAGCACCACGGACCAGCAAACAGCAGGACCAACACAGGGCCAGACCAUCAGCCGGACCAUCACAGCAUUACCAGCACCAGCAGGACCAGCAGCGCAGGACAGCACCAGCCAGGGACCAGCCCACAGCGGACCAGCACAGCAGGGACCCAACACAUCCAGACAGCACCAGCACCAGCAGGACCAGCACAGCAGGACGCACCAGCAGGACCAGCCACAGCAGGACCAGCACCAGCAGGACCAGCACAGACAGGACUCCAGCAACCAGCAGACCAGCAACCAGCGGAGCCAGCCACAACCAGCAGGUACCAGCAACAGCAUGGAACCAGCACCAGCAGGUACCAGCCAACCAACAGGACCAGCAACAGCAGGACCAGCACCAGCAGUGGACCAGCACCAGGACCAGCAAGAACCAGCCCCAAGCAGGAACCAGGCAACCAUCACCAGCAUGGACCAGCACCAUCAGGACCAGCACCAAGGCACCAACCGCCACACAGCAGGAACCAGGCACCAAGGCCAUCAGGACCAGCAAACCGGACCAUCAGGACCAGCAACACCACAGGAACCAGCAAACAGCAGGACCAGCACCAGCAGGACCAGCACCAACCAGCAGGACCAGCACCAACAGCAGGUACCAGCACCAACACAGGACCAUCACCAACAGCAUGGGACCAGCACCAGCACAGACCAUCACCAGCAGGACCAUCAACCAGCAGUACCAGCAGCCGAGCAGGACCAGCACCAGCCAGGACCAGUCAACCAUCGGAUCCAGCACCAGCCAAGGCCACCAGCCAUUCAGGACUCCAGCACCAUCCGGACCAUCACCAGCAAACCAGCCAGGACCAUCACCAGCAGGACCACCACCAGCAGGACCAGCAACCACCAGCAUGGACCAGCAACACCCCAGCAGGAACCAGCACCCACAGGACCAGCAACACCAGCAGACCGAGCAACCAAGCAGGACAGGUCACCAGCAGGACCAAUCAGCAAAAAACACCAGACCACCAACAGCCACACCAAGCACCAAACAGCAGGACAGCAACCAAAAAGCAAAAACGGCACCACAACACAAACCGAGCAAAACACCACCAUCAACAAAAAGAACAACAACCAGCAAAACAUAAGAAAACACAUACACCACAAGGCCAAAGCCAAAUGCACCAGCAACAAAGGAAACAAGCACAAAAAAAAAACCAAAAGCAGGCACCAGACACCAAACACAAACAAAACCAGCCCAUACAACCACAACAAACCAACGCAAAGCAGCCAGCCAAACAAGCAAGGACCAGCACCACCAGCAUGGAACCAGUCAACCAACCAGCCAUGGACCAGCACCAACCAGCAGGACCAGCAACCAACCAGCAGGACCACACCAUCAAGGACCAAGCACCAUCAGUGGACCAGCAACAGCAGUACCCGCACCAGCACCAGCAUGGACCAGCAACCAACAGGAACCAGCACCAGCCAGGACCACCAACCAGCACCCAUCAGACCAGCAACCAAGCAGGACUCACACCAAGCAACCAUCCAACCAGCAGGACCAUCAAGUCCACCAGCAGGACCAGCAACCAACAGCAGGACCAUCCCACCACCAGCAGGACCAGCACCAGCAUGACCACACCAGUACCAGCACCAUCACCACCAGGACCUUCACCAGCAGGACCAGCACCAAGCAAGCCAACCUGCACCAGCCAGGACCAGGCAACCAGCAGGACCAGCACCAGCAGGACAAGCCACCAUCAGACCAGCACCAGGCACCAGCAGGAACCAGCCCGAGCCAGGACCACGGACCGCCCAGGACCAUCACCAGCAACCAGCAGGACCAGCCACCAGCCAGGACCACACCAUCAACCAACCAGGACCAGCAACCAGCAGACCAUCACCAGCAGGACCAAGCACCAGCAACCAGCAGGACCAGCACCAGCAGGACCAGCACCCAGCCAGGACCAUACCAGCAGGACCAGGCAACCAGCACCAGCAGGACCAGCACCAGCAGACCAGCACCCAGCAGGGACCUCAGCACCCAGCAGGACCAGCACCCAGCAGGAACCAGCACCAGCACCAUCAAGGACCAGCACCAGCAGGACCCGAGCACCAGCAGGACCCAGCAACACCAGCCAGGUACCACAACCAUCCAAGCCAUCUGGAACCAGCAACACCAGGCCAGGUAACCAGCAACCAGCAUGGACCAGCAACCAGCAAUGGACCAGCACCAGCAGGUACCAGCACCAAGCAUCCAGGACCAAGGCACCACCAUUGCAGCCAGGGACCAUCCCAAACCAAGCAGGACCCAGCACCCGCCAACCAGCAGUGACCAGCACCAACCAGCAGGACCAGCCAUCCAGCCAGGACCAGCACAACCAGCAGGACCCAGCAACCAGCCCAGGACCAGCAACCAGCCACCACAGGACCAGCACCAAGCAGGAAACCAGGCACCAGCAGACCAGCAACCAUCACGCACCAGGACCAGCACCAGCAGGACCAGCACCAGCAGGACCAGCAACCAGCAGGAACCAACCCCAGCAGGACCCAGCACCAAACCAGCAGGACCUAGCAACCAACCUAGCAUGGACCAGCAACCAACCAGGCAGGGAACCAGCAACCAACCAGCAUGGACCCAGCAACCAGCAGUACCGCACCAGCAGGAAACCAGCACCAGGACCAGCACGCGAGCAGGACCAGCACCAGCAGGACCAGCACCCCAGCAGACCAGCAACAGCAGGACAGCACAGCAAGGACCAGCACCAUCAAACCAGCAGGACCAGCACCAGCAGGACCACGCACCAGCAGGACAGCAACAGCCGGGACCAUCACCACAGACAGGCACCAACCCAACAGCAGGACCAGCACACAGCAGACAUCACUCAAGCAGGACCACACAGCAGACAGGCAACCAUCAGGACCAGCAACACAGGACAGCCCAGCAGGACCAGACCAGCAGGACCAGCAACAGCAGGACCAGCACAGCAACACCAGACCAGCACCAGCAGGACCAGCACCAGCUCACACAGCAGACCAGCACCAGCAGGACCAGCACCAGCAGGACCAGCACAGCAGGACCAUCACAUCCAGGACCAGACCAGCACCAGCGACCGGAACCAGCACCAGCAGGACCAGCACCAGCAGGACCAGCACAGCAGCACCAGCACCAGCAGGACCAGCACCAGCAGUGCUGGACCAGCACCAGCAGGACCAGCACCAGCAAGGACCUCACCCAGCGACCACACCACGAACCAGCAGACCACCAGCCCAGCAGGACCAGCACCAGCAGAAAAACCCCCCACCCACCGCAUGACCAGCAGGACCAUCACCAGCAGGGGACCAGCACAGCAGACCAGCAACAGCAGACCAGCAACAGCAGGACCCAGGCACCAGCAGGACCCAACAGCAGGGACCAGCAACAGCAGAACCAGCCCAGCAGGACCGCACCAGCAGGACCAGCACCAGCAGGAACCAGCAACAGCAGGACCAGCACCAGCAGGACCAGCACCAGCAGGACCAGCAACAGCAGACCAGCACAGCAGGACCAGCACAGCCAGGACCCAGCACCACAGGACCAGCAACAGCAGGCCAGCAACAGCAGGACCAGCACCAGCAGGACCAGCACAGCAAGACCAGCAACAGCAGGACCAGCACCAGCAGGACCAGCAACAGCAGGACCAGCACCAGCAGGACCAGCAACACAGGACCAGCACCAGCAGGACAUCCCAGCAGGCCAGCAACCAGCAGGACCAGCACCAGCCGGACAGCACAGCAUACCAGCCAACCAAGCAGAACCAGCACCGCAGGAGCGUCACGCACAGCACGCCUCACAGGAGUGGCGCGAGCGGCUGGGCCAGCAACAACAUCAGCGGCAGUAUAUCCCCUAAUAAAUAUUUCAGCCAAUGUAGCAUAUGCCACAAUGAAUACAACACUACUACAAAACCUGGAGAGAAGAGAAAAGUACAGAGUAUAGACUUGAGGUCAUUCAGCACUGAAAGGGAAUUUGACAGUAAAAAAGUUUGA
Macrobrachium nipponense is the source of this 4083-nucleotide messenger RNA. RefSeq names its product mucin-2-like. Bases 1 to 4083 code for a protein of 1360 amino acids. Lineage: Eukaryota; Metazoa; Arthropoda; Malacostraca; Decapoda; Palaemonidae. The record is from RefSeq and is a predicted model, not a curated record. The transcript is spliced from 7 exons.